Messenger RNA from Mya arenaria, 1110 nucleotides. RefSeq names its product calphotin-like. The transcript is spliced from 2 exons. Bases 1 to 1110 code for a protein of 369 amino acids. The record is from RefSeq and is a predicted model, not a curated record. Lineage: Eukaryota; Metazoa; Mollusca; Bivalvia; Myida; Myidae.
AUGCAGUCCCCCGUGUCAAUCGCCCCUUUCAUGCAGUCCCCCGUGCCAAUCGCUAUCUUCAUGCAGUCCCCCGUGCCAGUCGCUGUCUUCAUGCAGUCCCCCUUGCCAAUCGCCGUCUACAUGCAGUCCCCCGUGCCAAUCGCCGUCUUCAUGCAGUCCCCCGUGCCAAUCGCCGUCAUCAUGCAGUCCCCUGUGCCAAUCGCCGUCUUCACGCAGCCCCCCGUGACAAUCGCCGUCUUCACGAUCCCCCUCGCAAUCGCCGUCUUCAUGCAUUCCCCCGUGCCAAUCGCCGUCUUCAUGCAGUCCCCCGUGCCAAUCGCCGUCUUCAUUCAGUCCCUUGUGCCAAUCGCAGUCUUCAUGCAGUCUCCCGUGCCAAUUGCCGUCUUCAUGCAGUCCCCCGUGCCAAUCGACCAUUUCAUGCAGACCCCCGAGCCAAUCGACUUCUUCAUGCAGUCCCCCGUGCCAAUCGCCCCUUUCAUGCAGUCCCCCGUGCAUUUUACCGUCGUCAUGCAGUCUCCCGUGCCAAUUGCCGUCUUCAUGCAGUCCCCCGUGCCAAUCGCCCCUUUCAUGCAAUCCCCCGUGCUUAUAGCCGUCUUCAUGCAAUCCCCCGUGCCAAUCGCCGUCUUCAUGCAGUCUCCCGUGCCAAUCGACGUCUUCAUGCAAUCCCCCGUGCCAAUCGCCCCUUUCAUGCAGUCCCCCGUGCCAAUCGCCCCUUUCAUGCAGUCCCCCGUGCCAAUCGACGUCUUCAUACAGUCCCCCGUGCCAAUCGCCCCUUUCAUGCAGUCCCCUGUGCCAAUCGACUUCUUCAUGCAGUCCCCCGUGCCAAUCGAUGUCUUCAUGCAGUCCCCCGUGCUAAUCGCCCCUUUCAUGCAGUCCCCCGUGCCAAUCGCCCCUUUCAUGCAGUCCCCCUUGCCAAUCGCCGCUUUCAUGCAGUCCCCCGUGCCUAUUGCCGUCUUCAUGCAGUCCCCCGUGCCAUUCGCCGUCUUCAUGCAGUCCCCGUGUCAAUCGCCCCUUAUAUGCAGUCCCCCGUGCCAAUCGCCGCUUUCAUGCAGUCCCCCGUGCCUAUUGCCGUCUUCAUGCAGUCCCCCGUGCCAUUCGCCGUCUUCAUGA